Gadus chalcogrammus (walleye pollock) is the source of this 3868-nucleotide messenger RNA. It is a transcript of the gene ano7, whose product is annotated as anoctamin 7. Gene Ontology annotation, cellular component: plasma membrane. Gene Ontology annotation, molecular function: chloride channel activity; protein dimerization activity. Lineage: Eukaryota; Metazoa; Chordata; Actinopteri; Gadiformes; Gadidae. The record is from RefSeq and is a predicted model, not a curated record. Gene Ontology annotation, biological process: chloride transmembrane transport; calcium activated phospholipid scrambling. The coding region runs from base 49 to 2442 and encodes 797 amino acids. The transcript has 21 exons.
GGACAGAAGGAAGAGAGGGGCGUGUCGUCGUCUAGCCCCGCCCACAGCAUGAAGAGGGAGGAGUUUCUUUCCAGACUCAGAGACGCAGGACUACUGCUAGAGCAGAGAGAGAGGCUCUAUCUGAAGAGGAAGGUGUGUUAUGUUCUUCUCAACGCCCCCUGGACGGUCCUCUGUUACUACGCAGAGGAGCUCAGCCUCAGAGCACCACUACAGGUGGUUCAGACACCAACCUACAGCUGGUCGGAGAAGGUCCUGGAGAGGCUGUCCAUCCCCAACCUGAUGAGUCAGCGGGUCCCUAAUGCCCCGCCCGACUACUACACCUGCCCCUUCAGGACCUCCAAACUGGACAGGUUCCUGGACAGUGGUAACAAGGAGACCUUCUUUAAGAAGACCCAGAGGCACCAGCUGCUCUAUGAGAUCCUGGCCAGGACCCCCUACGGGGACGUGACCCGGGGGGAGGUGGGGGUCGACCGGCUACUGUCGGAGGAGGUGUUCUCUGCUGCCUACCCCCUGCACGAGGGCUCCUAUGAGGUCCCACGGGGGGUGUCCUCAGACAGGCUGAGUGUGAGACAGGUUCUGUUCCAGUACUGGGCGCGCUGGGGUAGCUGGUACCGCUACCAGCCGCUGGACCACAUCAGGGACUACUUCGGAGAGAAGGUCGCCCUCUACUUCGCCUGGCUGGGGUUCUACACCGGCUGGCUGGUGCCGGCCGCCGUCAUGGGAACCGUCGUCUUCCUGUUCGGAUUCUGGCUCGUCACCACCGACCUCCCCGCCAAGGAGCUGUGUCACAGUGACAUCAUCAUGUGUCCACUCUGUAACAUCUGCUCCCACUGGAACCUGUCCAGCAUCUGUCUCACCUUCAAGGCUGGCCUGCUGUUUGACAACGGGGGGACGGUGUUCUUCAGCGUCUUCAUGGCCCUCUGGUCCGUCACCUUCCUGGAGUUCUGGAAGAGGAGCUGCAGCUGCCUGACGCACCGAUGGAACUGCAGUCAGUACCAGGAGGUGGAGGAACGCCCUCGGCCGGAGUUCACGGCGAUGGCUCCCAUGACGACCAGGAACCCCGUCACCGGGGCGGAGGAGCCCUACUUCCCCGAGACCCAGCGGCUCCGCAGGAUCCUGACGGGAGGCUUGGUCAUCGUGGUGAUGGUGUUCAUGGUGUUGAUGUUCCUGAUCGCCAUCAUCCUGUACAGAACCAUCGUCAGCAUCGUCAUCUACAGAGCGCAGAAGAGCUUCGUCGUCCUCUCUGCCAGUAGGAUCGCCAGUCUCACCGGGUCGCUGUUGAACCUGCUGGUCAUUAUGACACUCUCUAGAAUCUACAUCUCACUGGCCUACAUCCUGACACGCUGGGAGAUGCAUCGGACUCAGUCUAAAUACGAAGACAUGUUCAUCCUCAAAGUCUUCAUCUUCCAGUUCGUCAACUUCUACUCUUCUCCCGUCUAUAUCACCUUCUUCAAAGGAAGGUUUAUCGGUUACCCGGGGAACUAUAACGAGCUGUUUGGGAUACGCAACGAAGACUGCGGUCCUGGCGGAUGCCUGAUCGAACUGGCUCAGGAGCUGUUGGUCAUCAUGGUGGGAAAACAGCUGAUCAACAACAUUCAGGAGUUCCUCAGUCCGAAGCUGAAGGGCUGGUGGCAGGCCAGGAAGGGGGAGGAGGGCGGGGGGCAGAAGGAACCCCCGUUGCCGUGGGAGACGGACUACCAGCUGUUGGUGUGUGAGGGGCUGUUCAGCGAGUACCUGGAGAUGGUGCUCCAGUUCGGGUUCAUCACUAUCUUCGUGGCGGCCUGCCCGCUGGCCCCUCUCUUUGCUCUGUUCAACAACUGGCUGGAGGUGCGUCUGGACGCCCAUAAGUUUGUGUGUGAGUACCGGCGGCCCGUGGCCGAGCGCGUCCCCGACAUCGGCAUCUGGUUCACCAUCCUGGAGCUCAUCUCCCACCUGGCCGUGCUCAGCAACGCCUUCCUGCUGGCCUUCAGCUCCUCCUUCGUACCCCGGCUCCACUACCGCUGGACCCACGGCGGCAGCCUCGCAGGCUACGUCAACUCCACCCUCUCCUACGCCCCUCCCAACGCCACCAGCCAAUCAAACCCCGUCUGCAGGUUUCGCGGCUACAGAGAUCAGACGGGGAACUUCCUGCCCGAGUUCUACCAGCUGUUGGCUCUGAGGCUGGCCUUCGUCAUCGUCUUCGAACACGUGGUGUUCCUGAGUGGCCGUGUGAUCGACCUGAUGGUCCCUGAUGUCCCAGAGGAGGUGGAGACCAAGAUCAAGAGAGAGUUCUACAUGGCCAAGGAGGCUCUGGCAGAGCACCAGUCGGCCGACCGGACGCUGAUCCCGGGGCAGAUGGAGCUGGGCUGCGUGCGCCAGCGGGUGACGGACGCUGUCCUCCAGGGCACGCUGGUGAACCUCCUCCAGUCCUACUCAGACCCGUCCCGGGACCCCUCCACAUGAACCCCCCCUCCACACACCGCCAGGACGCACACAAAUAAACACAAUGCAUCAAUAUCCCUCAUAUGCAGAACUCUGGUCUUUCUUUGCUCCAAUUUCUCCCCCUGGCCUACUGGCUCCACCCACUAACCCUACAGCCCCUCCCACUCGCAUCGGAGCUCCUCCCUCCUUGCGCCAUGGAUAACAUCGAUUAAGGUAUUGGAGGAAAUGCAAAACAGUAGAUGACAUCAUUAGAGACAGCAGAUGACAUCGUUAGGGUAAGGAUUAGGGUUCUGUUUUAGGGUUAGGGUUCUGUUUUAGGGACACCAAAAGGAAAACGAGGAUAGCUUAAAUAAUACAUCUUGGAAGUGUGCGGAGUGCAGAAUCUAUUGUUGCCGUUCGUGCCAGUUUCCCACUAGAUGGCACCAGAGUAGCAGCGUGUUACAAUGCUUUAUAAUAAUAGGACAGUUAUUAAAGGGAAAUUACCUCAAAAUCGGUUGGUUGCUACGAUGGUCAGGGUGUUUUUGAGUCACAGGCCUUUUAGACCGGGUGGAUGUGAAACUGAUGCAAGAAUUGCAAUCAAAGAAACACCCUUUCACAAAUACCGGAUUCCCAACACUCAUACAGUAUUCAUUUAUGAUUCUACCGAAAGAAGAACUCUGCAAAUGCUGUUUCAACGGAAAGGGGAGUGACACUCGUUAUUGAACGAUAAGAAACAUCAACAUUAGGUAAUACAUUAAGGAGGUAUAUGUUAAUGUGAGCCUGGCUCAGCGAUCCCUGAUUGGAUUUACUGAAAAGAUACAAAAACACUGGAACUUGAAUAUUGGAGCUAUACAAUUGUUUUAUCUCAUUUUUUUUUAUGGUAGCUAUAUUAUAUACAUAUAUAACGAUAUAUAUAACUAUAUAUCUAUAGCACUAUACAGAGACUACAGCUCUUUUUAAACGGAACCUCAAAACCCAUCUCUUUAAAAGAGCAUCUAGCUAAACUUUCUUUGAGGUUCCCCUUUUAAUAGUUUUUUGUUAUUUUUUUUCUCUGAAGCACUUUGAGAUUCUUGAAUAUAAAGUGCAUUAUAAAUAAAAUGUAUUAUUAUAUGCAUAUAUAAAACGAAUUAUAUCUAUAUCAAAAGUAUUGUGUGUAUUAACAUAUUUCAGAAGCAGGCCUAAGGUCGGGUUAAGCAGCAGUAACAUAAUAUCGUAUAUUUGACUUGUAUGAACUCGCUAAGUGCUUCAUUCAGCUCCAUUGCUUCCAGUGAGUUCAUUGACUCCUUCAGUUGGUUCGCUCCGGGAAAGUCCGCACCGGGCUGGGUUCCAAACGGCAAGUGGCUCAUAUGGUUUGUGUGUGGUUUCCUGUUAACUGACAAAAGCUACUGCAGACACAUAUCCAGGCGUUACCACAGGUCCAGGCAUCUCUCUGACUGAUUGUUGAGGUCUACUGACACACACACACACA